GCUAUUUCCUUUUUGCCUCACCGCCGCCAUGUUGUCCCAUCGGCCCUUGCGGCUGCCUGGCAACUGAGGAGGGGGAGGAGGAGCCGGGGCAUGACUGGUGUGUGGCGGCGGCGGCGGCGGGCGAGGGGUUGAUGUGGCGGCGGCUGUGCGGGGCGCGGAGAGCCCUUCCCGGCCUGAGGUGCUGCGGAGGCUGCCCUCGUGCUCUUCCUCCUCCUGGUGGCGCGGGCAUGGAGCGGGCGGUGGUGCGCUGCGUGCCGUCGGAGCCGAAGCUGAGCGUGUCGUUCGUGCUGGGCGACGGAAGCACGCGUCAGGUGCAGCGCGACCAGUCCGAGCCCCUGGGCCGGGCCCUGGCCCGCAUCGCCACCAACGCCGGCAAGGGCGGCGCCAAGAAGAGCAAGAAGGCGCGCGCGGAGGCCGAGGCGGCCGGCCCUCUCCCUCCGGCUCCCGCUGCCCCUCCGGCGGUGCGGCUCUUCGGGCAGGAUGGGCAGGCGGUGCCGGAGGAGGUGCCCAACGCGGAGGCCUGGCAGGAGGGCGCCGUGCUGCAGAUCGGCGAGGCCCGCUUCCGCGUGGAGCGCAACCCGCCCGCCCUGACGGAGCUGCAGCUCCCGCGCGCGCUCCUGGCGGGCUUCCCGGCCUGCCCGCGGCUCCGCGCCGAGUUCGGCUCCGCCGGGCACUGCCUCUUCCGCUGGUUCCAGGAGGAGAAGCAAGGCGGGGCGGGCUGGGAGGCCAUCGCGGGCGCGGAGGGGCGCGUGUUCACGCCGGGCAACGCGCAGGUGGGCCGCCGGCUGAAGGUGCGCGUGACGCCGGGGGACGAGGGCGGGCGCGUGGGCGCGGCGCGCGAGGCGGAGAGCGGGGCGCCCGUGGAGGCCGGGCCGGGCGCCUGCUCCUUCGACGCCCGCCACCUCUACACGCGCCGCCCCGCCGGGCCGGCCUCGCUCCGCGCCGUCAGCUACAACGUGCUGGCCGACGCCUACGCCCAGAGCGAGCUCUCCCGCACCGUGCUCUACCCCUACUGCGCGCCCUACGCCCUCGAGAUGGACUACCGGCAGUGCCUGCUCCAGAAGGAGCUCCUCGGCUACAGCGCCGACCUGCUCUGCCUCCAAGAGGUGGACCGCGCCGCCUUCGCCGACGGGCUGGGCCCCGCCCUCGACGCCGCCGGCCUGGAGGGCCUCCUCCGCCUCAAGGAGCGCCAGCACGAGGGCCUCGCCACCUUCUUCCGCAGGGACAAGCUGCGCCUCCUCGCCCGCCACGACCUCGCCCUCCACCGCGCCCUCCUCGACGAGCCCGCCCACCGGCCCCUCCGACACGCCCUCGACGCCUGCCCCCACCUCCGGGACAAGGUGCUCCAGCGCUCCUCCGUCCUCCAGGUUUCUGUUCUUCAGACUAUAAAUGACCCUUCAAGACAAAUCUGUGUUGCCAACACUCACCUAUACUGGCACCCAAAAGGUGGAAACAUCCGUCUGAUUCAAAUUGCAAUAGCAUUAUCACAUCUUAGGCACGUAACACAUGACUUGUACCCUGGCACACCUCUUUUAUUCUGUGGCGAUUUUAAUAGCACACCAUCAACUGGAACCUACGGUUUUGUCAUUAAUGGCAGUAUUGCUGAAGACCAUGAGGACUGGCGAUCAGACGGAGAAGAACCAUAUUGCAGCAUGUCUCUGACUCAUCCGUUCAGACUUAAAAGUGCCUGUGGAGAACCAGCCUAUACUAAUUAUGUUGGAGGCUUUCAUGGAUGUUUGGACUACAUCUUCAUUGAUGCAGAUGCUUUGGAAGUUGAACAAGUAAUUCCACUGCCAAGUCAUGAAGAAGUAACCACUCAUCAGGCCUUACCAAGUGUUUCACAUCCCUCAGAUCACAUAGCACUAGUAUGUGAUUUAAAGUGGAAGUAGACUUUAAAAGUGGAGGGGGGAUACUUUGCCUUUAUGCAAGGCGUUUUGACUAUUUUGGGGCAACUUGGUCAUAAUUUUUUACAAAGAAUAAGGAUUAAAAAGUGUUUACAUGUCCAUCAGUAACUUUAUGCCAAAUUCUCAGUUCCUUGUAACUUCUCAUCUCUGGAAUGCUCUCAGCCAGUGCUUCAUUUUUCUAUUUUGAUAGGAAAAGUUGUCAACAAUGAACAUUCUUUUGAAUUUGCAUUAUACUGUUGCCUUUUCAGGUGGUUUUAAAAUGGUGAUAAGAAGUGUUUUGCUUAAGCUAAAUUUAUUUUUCAAAAAUGGAAUAACUGGAAUGGUUUUGGAAGAAAGUGUAUCCUGUCAGUGUCUUGAUAUUGCCUUCUGGGAAGAAGAUGUUUCUUGACAAGCAGCCAACAUGUAUGCUUCCCACAUGAAACUAACCAUAUUAAUUUAGCAUUCCAAAAAUAAAUUGCCUUCAGGUGACCUGUGGGGGUAGUGGAAGUGGGGAACCUCGUCUGUAUAAACCAAAUUCAUUGUGCUUAAAUAAAAAAUCAUGACUAUG
Messenger RNA from Anolis sagrei ordinatus, 2451 nucleotides. RefSeq names its product phosphodiesterase 12 (gene PDE12). Lineage: Eukaryota; Metazoa; Chordata; Lepidosauria; Squamata; Anolidae. Gene Ontology annotation, molecular function: 3'-5'-RNA exonuclease activity. Gene Ontology annotation, cellular component: mitochondrion. Gene Ontology annotation, biological process: nuclear-transcribed mRNA catabolic process, deadenylation-dependent decay. The record is from RefSeq and is a predicted model, not a curated record.